AUGACGUUGUCGCGUCUGGAUAGUGUUUUCAUCGCGAGAAUCGCUGACCAGGCGGAGCGCUACCAAGAUGUAAUCGCACAGUUGAAGAAUGUCAUCACCUUCUCUAAUGCUCAACUGACGGUCGAGGAGCGGAAUCUCUUGUCUGUCGCGUACAAGAACAUCACGACUAACCACCGAGCUAGUUGGCGCACCAUUGACACCCUGCAGAAGCAGCACGCCGGUCGGGUUCCAUGGCAACACAUGUCGCUCAUUCGGCGAGAGAAGGAUCGGAUCGAGCAGGAUCUCAUCGAAACGUGCAAGGAUAUCGUUGAACUGCUCGAACGCUUUCUCAUACCGGCCGCCAACCCUGGUGAAGAGAAAGUGUUCUACUGCAAGAUGAGGGGAGACUAUUACCGCUAUUUAGCCGAGAUGACAAAGGGUCAGACACGCGAGCAGUACUCGUCGACAUCGCUCGACGCCUACAAAUUCGCGUACAAACACGCAACGUGCACUCUUGACCCAGCGCACCCAACGCGCCUGGGGUUAGCUCUCAACUUUGCUGUGUACUAUCACGACAUCGGUCAGAGUCCCGACAGGGCAUGUUUCCUUGCGAAACAUGCGCUUGACGAGGCGGUAGCGGUUGCUUCUGAUCCUUCGUUCUCCACGCAGAGUGUCGAGGAUGCGUUGAUGAUCCUUCAGCUUCUAAAGGACGACUUGUUGUUGUGGUCUGCGGAAAUGCAGCAUGGCAAGAAUGGUGGUAGUAAAUAA
This is a messenger RNA of Postia placenta MAD-698-R-SB12, 747 nucleotides long. RefSeq lists its product as hypothetical. Gene Ontology annotation, cellular component: cytoplasm. The transcript has 3 exons. The record is from RefSeq and is a predicted model, not a curated record. Bases 1 to 747 code for a protein of 248 amino acids. NCBI's taxonomy places the organism in Eukaryota, Fungi, Basidiomycota, Agaricomycetes, Polyporales, Adustoporiaceae. Gene Ontology annotation, biological process: signal transduction.